Molecule: messenger RNA, 816 nt
Organism: Gekko japonicus
Lineage: Eukaryota; Metazoa; Chordata; Lepidosauria; Squamata; Gekkonidae
Product: erythroblast NAD(P)(+)--arginine ADP-ribosyltransferase-like
Exons: 3
Molecular function (GO): NAD+-protein-arginine ADP-ribosyltransferase activity; NAD+ poly-ADP-ribosyltransferase activity
Source: RefSeq, a predicted model, not a curated record
GAUCAAAGAACGAAGAUGCUGCCUCCCUGUAUGGUCCUGGUUCUCUAUCUGAUGGGAUUUUUCUCAGGAGAACUUCAGGGCUUCAGCGUCGUCUCUACACGGAUGCAAGACUCGACACUUGAUAUGGCUACAUCAUCUUUUGACGACCAGUACAACGGCUGCGUGGACGAGAUGGAGGAUAAAGUGGGAGAGCUCCAGCGCACUGAGUUUGCCAACAAGACCUAUGCCAACAUCUGGGAUCGUGCGACCGCCGAGUGGAACGAGCAGAAGCCCGCAGGCCUCAAGCGAGAGUACGGCAUCGCAGUCGUGGCCUACACAGAAAGCAAGGGCUCCUUAUUCAGGGAUUUAAAUGAUGCUCUCCGGAAAGCAGGAAAGAGUAAAGACUAUUACCUCAAGGACUUCAAGUUAAAGUCCUUCCACUAUCUCUUGACCAGGGCCCUUCAAGUCCUAUGGACCAACUCUAACGGCGAGUGCUAUACAACGUAUCGUGGGGUCAAUGGCAUCCGAUUCAUCACAGAACGCUCCAAGGAGGUCCGAUUUGGAUGCUUUGCUUCCUCAUCGCUGAACAAAUAUAUUGCCACGGGAUUCGGGGAUGACACUUUCUUCACCAUUAAGACCUGCCAUGGGACCUACAUCAAGGAGUUCUCCAUCUACCCAGGCGAGGAGGAAGUUCUGAUCCCCCCCUACGAAUUGUUCCGGGUUGAAGAUUUUGUUAAGACACCAUCUGGUAAAAUCCGCAUCAGUCUCACCUCUGUUGGAAAGUUCAGCAAGUACAACUGUGUAUACGCCAAAGGUAAGAACCAAUCAGUUUUCUAG